Molecule: messenger RNA, 210 nt
Organism: Arabis nemorensis
Lineage: Eukaryota; Viridiplantae; Streptophyta; Magnoliopsida; Brassicales; Brassicaceae
Source: the annotation of a GenBank genome assembly
AUGGAUCCAAAUCAAAACACUUGUCCUAUUGACAUUGACGACUUCCUGGAUGAUUUAUUAGACUUCGACUUUGGGUUUGAUGACGAGGUUGGCCAAGGGAUUCAUAACCAGGCUGAGGUUGUGCAUAACGGUGUUCAUAACCAGGCUGAUGUGGUACAUAUUGAGGCUAGCCAGGUGAUUCAGAACGUUUGCAAAUCGUAUGCAAACUAA